UGUGACUCCGCUUCCUCCUGGGCCUUUCAGUCCCACCAACAGGGGGAAGCAGGAAGUAGAAAUGACACAUCCCCCCCCGAAGUGCCCUGGCACCAGUCACUCCUCUCACCUCCGCUCACAUUCCUUUGAGGACUGGGCAGAACAGCAGCACCUCAGCCGCCAAGGUUGGAAGUGAGAGGGCAGAGAAGCCCCGAGAACCGUCCAGGGAAGCCCGGAGGAUGCUCGCCACACACACAAGGACCCAGCAGGAGAACGGCACCUGCUCCGGCUCCCUGGACAUGGAGCUUUUCCUGCAUUACUCCCUCAUCCCGUCACUUGUCAUCAUCUUGGUCUUGUCCUUUUUCCAAAGACGCGCGCACCGCAGGCAGCAAGAUGAGGCGUCUUCCCUCCUGGAGAGCCGCUUCGGAAUCAUCAUACCCCUGGACUUCGUGGGCACGUUCAGCAACCGGUGGUCCUACGGAAUCGCCUUUGGGGCUACGGCCAACAAGAUCAUGUUCUUGUUCUCCGAAGGCUACCAGCCCCUGCACGCCCCGCAGUGGGCCCAAGCCUUUGUGCUUCUCAUCGGAGGGUUCGAGGUCGGCCUGUCCCACUUCCCCUUCUUCGCCUGCCUCUCGUCGGACCUGCAGCUGGUGAGCUCCGUCCUCGGCUUCAGCUACUCUCUCAUCUGGUUUGCUGUCACCAUCCUUCACAUCAUACAGUGUCCCCACGGGCAGUUCGUGGGACAGUAUGAGGCCGUCGUGUUCUACUGGCCCUCGCUGCUCUGCCUGGCUUUCCUGCUGGGCCGUUUCCUGCACAUGUUCGUCAAGUCUCUGAGGGUGCAUCUGGGCUGGGAUCUGCAGAGGGAAGAAAAACCUUUUCUGGAAGUUCACCAGGCAGAGCACGUCAAACAGCUCCUGAGGAAGCAGCCCCUACAAGUGGAAACGAAGUCUUGGUUCCAAACCAAGGUCUAUGAGUGGGACCCCAACUUUCAGUUCCCAAGCAGAAUGAUUGGAACCACUGUGUUGGCUUUCAUCUGCCUGUACCUUUUCAUUGUCAUCGAGUUCUGCGUAUUCAAGCAGGUGAGAAAUGAGCUGGAUGUGUUUGAAAGCAAGUUGGAGAGUUACAUCGUCUCCACGAACCAGACGGGCACCCUAACCCCAGUUAUCCUUCAUGUGAUGGAGCUGAUGGAUGUCUCUAAAGUUGCCUGGGUGGCGACCAUUCUGCCAGCCUCUCUCACAUGUGUGAGUUAUCUCUUCCACAUUUUGGUCUGUUACAGAAAGCACAUCAAGAGGCUGUGGGCAGGGGACCGACGCUUUCUCCCUGCUAAGUUCCAUAGUCCUUCCUCCUCGGCGAGUGUGGUGGCUAUUGCACGGUACUCCGGCUGGCAAAUUGCCUAUAUUCUGUGGGGGUACCUCAUUCUGCACGUGAUGCAGAGCCUGGGCGCCGUGGUGAUCGCUUACAGCCUGGUGUUGCCCGUCGUCCACAACCAAGGCCUGGAGAUGCUCCAAGGGCUGGGCCUGGGCAUCCUCACCAUAGCCAUCGUGAUAGGUCUCAUGGCCCUGCAGGUCUGCAUUGCCACCAGAUUCUUCCUGCAGCCGAAGAUGGGCAGAGAAGACAAGCAGAAACCCCUGGCGCUCAACAACAGGAAAGCGUUCCACAACUUCAACUACUUUCUCUUCUUCUACAACGUGCUGCUGGGCCUGGGUGCCUGCCUCUCCCGGUUGCUCAUCAGCUGCAUCCUGGGUUCAUGGCUGGUCGCCCGGAUCGACAGGACCAUCCUGCAGAAUGGCUAUGAGGGCGCAGACAUGGGGUUCAAUGCCUGGAUCGGCAUGCUCAACGUGGACCAUUACCACACCAACCCUGUGCUUGUCACCUUCUGUCACAUCCUGAUCACGAGCCACGGGGAGAGGAAGGCACAGCAGGCCCUCAGGUUCUGGUACCUGAGUCAGUCAACAGGUUUCCGCAUCUCAGCUCGGUGCAGGACGAGGUGGCUCUUGCUGCAGACCCUGAUCAACAACCCCAGACUGGUCAUGCUCAGAAAAUCAAAGCCAGGCCACGGCCCACGGGACUUUUCGCAGAUUCUGCUGACAUGCUCCGAGAGCUGA
Sorex araneus (European shrew) is the source of this 2084-nucleotide messenger RNA. Its product is annotated as stimulated by retinoic acid gene 6 protein-like. The transcript is spliced from 19 exons. Gene Ontology annotation, cellular component: plasma membrane. Gene Ontology annotation, molecular function: signaling receptor activity; retinol transmembrane transporter activity. NCBI's taxonomy places the organism in Eukaryota, Metazoa, Chordata, Mammalia, Eulipotyphla, Soricidae. The record is from RefSeq and is a predicted model, not a curated record. The coding region runs from base 219 to 2084 and encodes 621 amino acids. Gene Ontology annotation, biological process: vitamin A import into cell.